ACAACACUUCUGGUAAACCUCCCACCCCACUUAUUCACUCAUCUUCACCUUCCUCAUCCAUCUCUAUCACUUUGCAAGUACAGCCAUUGUACAAGUUCCAAUGACACCCCUACCAAGCGCCGCCGAGCUCGCCUCCCGUGGUCUCCUCGACCCACCACCCAGCACCCUCCACCUCCACGACCUAAUCAACGCCUGCCAAGACGGCAUCUACGCCAAAGACCGGCUCUCCGACCAAGUCAUCGGCAUGCUCAUCUUCGCGGUCGACUCCGGCAUCAUCAAAGCCUGGGAAGGCACGAUUUUCCAGGUUCCAUUCGUGCAAGGGUUCAAGCUGCGGAAGGGGCAAUUGCACCUCGGACGGCCGUUCUUGGGACCAGAUGGGAAGGUGUUGAAGUUGAGGGGUGUGGUGUGGUGUGGUGAACACCAGGGAGAGGUUUCUGCAUUGGAAGAUUUGGACGUCAUCAAGAGACAUUCGGGGUAUGCGGCUUGGGUGAGAGGGGUGCUUUAUUGUGGAGGUACCAAGAAUGACGGCACGUAUGUGAGGAGAUAUAUUUUCAACUCGCUUGUGAGUUGCGAUGCGAAUGUCAACAACAAACCCUACGCGCCGGGUCCGCUGUCGAUCAUGCCAGGUGGUGCCGCUGCUGCCGACUUGGAGAGCGAGAAUGAUGCCUCUGCAACAUCGAAGAAGAGGAAGCGUGGCUUACCUGCUGCUGCUGCUCGAAGAACUAGCCCUGAGAUCGCAGAGGGAUACUGUCCUAUCUCCGAUGAUUCCUCCUCAUCUUCGUCAUCCGACGACAAAUUCGAAGCUGAGAACGAGCCCGAAGCCUCUUCCCAGCCCAUUAACAAAUCACCUCGCAGCAUUCUUCCCAGCACUCCCCAAGCCACGCUCAUGGAAUCAACCACGGUGAAAAAAUAUAAUGGUUGGUUGCUAAAGGGGAUCGAAAUCACCGUGAAGAUGACAUUCACGAAGGGCGGUCGUAGAAGUACCUUUUCGGAGGAGACAGUCGUGGAUACAAUCGAGGAAGCAAGAGAAUUCAUGAACGACAAUUUGUCUUGGUUGGAGAACGAGGCUCCUGGUAUUUUGCGAGCCAGGCUCGUGGUAUCGCCCACAGUCAAAAAUCAGAAAGGACGCGGGGUAGCAGAAGAGAUACAAGUCAUCGUGAAGCACACAUUUGAGCUGGACGGCCGCAGAGGUACAGAUAUGAGCGAUUAUGCUAUGAAAAACGUCGGGGAUGCGAGGGGAUUUGUGGAAGAAAUUUUGUCUUCAUUUCAGUAUGAAGAUGAAGAGGGUAAGGGGAAGUGGAGAGUCAGAAUUGGGUGAUGAGAUUGAAGGUCUGGAGUGAUGGAUCUCGCUAGAGUAUGGACGUAAACAAAUACCUUUGAUGCUAGAUAAAGCUAAUGGCGACUCAGUGCUUGUGAUGUGGACAUUCAAAGGGUGCUCACUGGACGGAGACAUAUAACGGAAGAUGGACUUUCCAGGUACAUACUCUAUCUGACAUUGUAUCAGGGCACGCUGUUCAACUCACACAACCUCUAAAAAGGUCUGCUGAGAUUUGCUGCAGCUAAAGAAAGUUUCAUUCCAAGAUCUUCUAAAGUACUUACUCACCUCGCACGUUAUAUACACACAUCUCCGAACCCCCAACUUCUCAAGCCAUAAUAGAUUCCAACCAAGAAAACCUGCACUCUUUGUAGCCAGUGCAUCCAUGACACCCGCCAUUAGAAAAUCCUUUUGACAUACAGGCAAGCAAUUAAAGACCCUCACGCGCUCUGAACAGUUAAGUUGUUGAGGAGAUUGAUAUGGAAGCGCCAUUUCCUAGGUUGGGGCGACAUCAGAGGUUCAUGGUGCAAGUGGAAUGUCGACGGGAGUGGUUUCCUAAAGUAUACUUUCCGCUUCAACGCAACCAGCGAUAUCAUCAUCUUCCACGCAAAUCAAGCUUGGAUUUCUAGGAUUGCGUCUUUCAAAAGUUUGCCAGUCAAGCAUUUAGCUAUUCUUCGCCAUGCUGCGAUUGCGGUGCAGAGUAUAGAGGUAGAUGUCGAUCGGGUCCGAUCCUGCAGAUUCAUGUUGAUGGAAUAGGGAGAGAGUCUUGGGGAUCGAGCUGUUCGUGGAAGAGCUGUGAGGAGGGCUGUGAGUAGAUGGAUGGGAUGAGGAGGUUCCUGGGCCUUUUCCCGCUGCUGAGAACUUUUGGGAUUGCAGAUAUUGGUUUGGAGACUUGUGACAUCGAGAGAUGAGCGAGGCUUAGUCUGUGAAAAUAUACGUCGGCGUAUGACCUGCCUCUGUUAAGGAGAAGGAUCGACGCACGAUUGUUCAGUAAUCAGAAAUAGUGGAAGUGGGGAAUUGUGCGUAGUGUAUGAUGAAUUCUCGGGGUGGAAGUAUCCUAAAAACAGUGCAGUUGAGGAGUUUCGGAGAGUAGGGCAGCCGACUUUUCCAUACAACCAGGUGCCAGAGGGGGUUAACGUUCGUUUUAUUGGACAAUUGCGUUGCAAUUACCCAGAAGUAACAUGAAAUUGGCGCACCUGAGCAAAUAUUCAUUCAAGCCAAGGUAUUCAUAGCGUACUGACGACCUUCGUGUCUUCGUAGGUAUCUGUGUACCACCUUCACAUUUUCUGAAAUUCGGAGUCGAUGCCACUAUCAUGCCAACGCCGGCGAGGCUUCGGGGAUGGUUGUUGAGACCUGAAGGGGGAUGGAUAGUACGCGGCAGUCCAGGACGUUUCGCCCAGUUCUUCGACCGCAGAACUGUUGCCCAGCAUCAGAUCCAACCUAGUUAGCCAACUUAAGCUUGAGUCUUCGAAAAGAAAAGGAGGAUCUGAUCAUUAAUUGGGGUAUUGACAAGGCUGUGCCCAAACAAGUGGUGCGAGGACAAGCAAAUAGUCAGACAAUAGCAAAAAGACAAGCCACAGCGCAGAGUCGGCUUCUGCAAUAGUCUGUCUUGUUAUUUGUGGGCCAGACUUUGUCUCCUUCCAUGACGAUAUGGUGUGCCAUAUGUGUGCAUGUCUUCGCUAGACUGAUUCGCUGUUGUUGCGGUUCUAAACUUCUAUUGGGAUUUGUUUUGAUCGGAGAAGAAAGCGAUUGCCUCCGCUGGCGAGCUUUCGGGAAAGUGGAGGGGUUUCUGAGAAAGUGAUUUGUUAGUAUCAAAACUUGGAAGUGAGGAAUUGGGUGGUGGAAUCUUGCUUCAAAGAUCUCACGAUUGUGCAUUUUUUUCUCUCUCUUGGUUUCCGCCGCUUUGCUUUGUGCUGUUCGCGAGUGUUGGCGUACUUUGGGGUUGCUCUGACGCACAUGAAAAUGAUUGUCUUGGAUAUGUCGAAGGUGCUACUGUGGGUUCGCAAAUACAUUUGAGGUUCAAGAAGCGAGAACCGAAGUAAGCCAUGGUAGUUCUGGGGCGAUAAUCUUCUUUUUUCCCAGGACGUUUUUUCGAGUACACAAAAGGUUUAUGGCGGAGAUGAUACGUAUACUAACUGGCUUGAUAUGUAGAUGAGAAGGGAGCGGAAACUAUUCAAAACGUAGGAUUACGUCAAAAUCGCAUGUUGACAUACCAAAACACACCACCUUUACCCCGGUAUCGUGUCAAAUCAUCUUCACGCCGUUCCUCCUCUUAUCAAUGACGAGUUCAACAGUUUUUGAAACAUAUAAACAAGUACAAAUUCCCGGCAAAGGCUUGUGACCACGAGAAUUCAAUCUCUUUCGCCGUGGGAGUUUUCGACUCUCAUUUCCUGGGCUCUUGCAACAGUUCGAAGUUCCAUUGAGGUCUCGAAUACAAGCAGGGAAGCUUGAUGCUGCCUAAAAUGAGCGGGAGGACCAAAGAAAUCCGUUUUGUCGCAGGUAUGAGUCAGUUGCCAGAGAUCAAUGAGAGCAGAGCACACCGAGCUGCGACUCGUGACUGCUACUUCUGCCUCCGAACUCUACAGUACGGCGCGCCAGGCUAAAAGUUUCAACACCACGAUGUUCUUGCGGCCGUGCCAAAUAGCUUCGGACUUUGGCGGGUUCCAUGGCCGUCAAGGUCACUGUGAAGAGAUAGGCCUUUGAACUCAUGUGUCAAAGGCAGCGAGAAUCCCGAUAGGAAAAUGACGAGGGUCCAAGUCAUGGCCAUUACCAAGUCCACUACAUUACAGACUGUCAAAGAAGUGAUGUGACACUCCUGUCAACCUGCAUACCUAAGGGCCCGUUUGGAUCGGAAGUGACACUUUGUGUCACUUCCUGGAGUGACAACGCACGGUCCAGCUAUGUCGGAUUUCUAAGCGAGAUACAGAAGUGACGCUAAGAUUCCUUUGUCCCACUGAAAUUUAGUGGGGAUUAAGAAUAAAAAUUGAGUCGUGUCAUCAAGGCAUUGAUGCCGAUUUUGAAGGGCGCUGGUUCUAGUGGACUAUACGCUGGAGGGUACGCUAGAGGGGCUCCUAAGGGCCCUGUAGUGAGUAGCUUGUUAGGGUAGUACAAACUCACUUUCAGGGAAGUAACUACUAAAGUUUUAGGGCAUUCUCUUACUUACUUUUCAUAUAAUCGCAAAUCUUGUAAUUUACGUGUUAUAAAAAAACUUUCUUAGAUGCACUUGUUAAUUAAUACCU
This is a messenger RNA of Cadophora gregata, 4554 nucleotides long. RefSeq lists its product as uncharacterized. Bases 101 to 1318 code for a protein of 405 amino acids. NCBI's taxonomy places the organism in Eukaryota, Fungi, Ascomycota, Leotiomycetes, Helotiales, Ploettnerulaceae. The record is from RefSeq and is a predicted model, not a curated record. The transcript is spliced from 2 exons.